Macrobrachium nipponense is the source of this 2101-nucleotide messenger RNA. RefSeq names its product probable serine--tRNA ligase, cytoplasmic (gene SerRS). NCBI's taxonomy places the organism in Eukaryota, Metazoa, Arthropoda, Malacostraca, Decapoda, Palaemonidae. Gene Ontology annotation, cellular component: cytosol. Gene Ontology annotation, molecular function: ATP binding; tRNA binding; serine-tRNA ligase activity. The transcript has 14 exons. The record is from RefSeq and is a predicted model, not a curated record. Bases 239 to 1984 code for a protein of 581 amino acids. Gene Ontology annotation, biological process: seryl-tRNA aminoacylation.
GCCAAGUCCCAAGUGGCUCGCUCGAAAGUGACGUCUCGUCGCAGUCUUCUUCUUCUUGCGAAGUCUGGUGUCACUCAUGCGGUUGUGAACCGUGUAGAGUUUCGAGCGAGUCAGCGUGAAGUUGGACUCGUCUUUGUCAGUUUGACGAUACAUGCUUCAUUUUUUCCGGUAUUUGAAGUAAUCCAUAAGGUGAUUAGGUCGCUGGUGCACGUGUUUUUGUUGUUCGAACUGACCAAACAUGCUUGACAUCGUUUUGUUUCGGGUUGACCAGGGUGGUAAUCCUGAUCUCGUAAGGGAGUCUCAAAGACGACGUUAUAAAGAUGUUGGUGCCGUUGACAGAGUUAUUGAGUUGGACACCAAAUGGAGAUCAGCUCGUCAUAGAGGAGAUUUGCUUAAUCGAAUGGGGAAUGUUAUAUCAAAGACAGUUGGAGAAAAAAAGAAGGCAAUGCGUAACACUGGUGCUGAAGAAUCUGAAAAGCCCCACACUCCGCCAAACCUGGAUGCACUGGAGCAUCAGUUGAGGGAAUAUAGCUAUGUGCAUGGUCACAUGCCUUGUCAGGUUGAUUUCCAAAUACGGGAUCGUCUGGCAGACCUGCCACAAUCAGAAAGCCAUCCAGCUGUAUUAAGAUGGUACAGCCACUUGUCUUCUUUCUCUUCUGAAGAAAUAAAAGCUCUUCCUGACUUUGAACACCUCAGUGGCAGGGUAGAUCUGGCAAAGGAAGCAGAAGGGGAUGAAACCAAAGUGCCUGAAUCUGUCCGAGAGAAAUUAACAGAACUAACUGUUGAGUUGUUAAGACCGUUGUCAAUUUCACAGUUGAAGGAGGUUAAAAAAUUGGUUGAUGAAGCUAUGGCCCAAAAUAAUGAAGAUUUGGUGAAGACUGAAAAUGAAAGGGAUGCAAUUUUAAAAGAGAUAGGAAAUCUUGUUCCAGAUGAUGUACCUGUCAGCGAUAAUGAGGAUAAUAAUGCAAUUGUAAGAACAUUUGGUGAAGAGUCAAAUAAGAAGUAUUCUCAUGUGGAUCUUAUUUCAAUGAUUGGUGGAGUUGACUCUAAGCGUGGUGCUGUUACCUCAGGUGGUCGAGGAUACUAUUUAAUGGGCCCAGCAGUAUAUCUUGAGAGAGCUAUUGUUGAAUUAGCACUGAAAAUGCUCCAUGAGAAAGGCUAUCAGCCUCUGGUCACCCCAUUCUUUAUGAGAAAGGAAGUUAUGCAGGAAGUGGCCCAACUCUCACAGUUUGAUGAAGAACUUUAUAAGGUUUUGGGAAAAGGUGAUGUUCCUGGAUCUGAUCAGGUAGAUGAAAAGUAUUUGAUAGCUACCUCAGAACAACCUAUUGCUGCCUUCCAUAGAGAUGAAUGGAUUCCCACAGAUCAACUCCCUAUCAGAUAUGCUGGACUCUCGUACUGUUUCCGUCAAGAAGUUGGGUCUCAUGGCCGUGAUACAAGGGGAAUUUUCAGAGUCCAUCAGUUCCAGAAGGUAGAACAGUUUUGUUUAACAUCACCUCAUGAUAACGAGUCAUGGAAGAUGAUGGAUGAAAUGAUCUCCAAUGCUGAGAACUUGUGCAAGGCCUUGGGUCUUCCCUAUCGAGUUGUUAACAUUGUAUCUGGGGAACUGAAUAACGCAGCUGCUAAGAAGUUAGAUUUGGAGGCAUAUUUUCCAGGGUCAAAUGCUUAUAGGGAGCUUGUUUCUUGCUCCAACUGCCUUGAUUACCAGUCCAGGAGGUUGAAGGUUCGCUUUGGAGCAACAAAGAAGAUGAAUGCUGCUGUUGAGUAUGUUCACAUGUUGAAUGCUACAAUGUGUGCCACUACUCGCGUGAUUUGUGCAUUGCUCGAGAAUUUUCAGACUGAAGAAGGUAUUGCUGUUCCAGAAGCUAUUAAGGAAUAUAUGCCUAAAGAAUACAAGGAAUUGAUUCCUUUCAAGUUCCCAGCUCCAAUUGAAGAAGAGGCUGCAAAGAAAAAGAAGAAGGGUGGUUCCAAGAACAAAGAAGAAUGAUGGUAACUUGUAGUAGCCUUAGAUUUCAGAAGGGUUAUGGUAUUCUGUAGAAAACUAUAAACAUUCUUUUUGUAAGGCUUUGGUCUACUGGAAUAAAGUUGUAAGAAUUUUUUAAAA